AUGGAUGUAAGCUGGGCGAAGGGCUCUAACGGGAAAGGGUAUUUAAUGAACGGAUCUUUGACCAUUUCUUCUUUUCAACGAUCAUCCCAUCAUUCUCAUUCUACAACGCCCUCUCCGAGUAAAUUUAAAAUACCCUUGGGAGAAGUCCACGACAUGCCCUUUCUUCCUGCUCAACUCGACUUGCCCGCUGCUCCUCCAGUGGCACUUGACCCCCCAACCUUGCAGUGCGUAUCUCGACAAGCCAUUUACUUCUUUCAAGUCACCAAUCGCCAAGCUCAUUCAACGAUACCUAUCACCGAUACGCUUGUUGCAGAAGCGUUUCUAGCUCUGUUGAAAACAUCGAUGAAGUUAAUCGCCAUGGAAGAUGACCAAGAGGGAACCUCUACUCCAGGCACCGCUACUCCAGGCACCGCUACUCCCAUUAUUGGUAGUUCUCGCCCCAGGCCUUCUGGAUCAGGAACUCGCGGUGAUCGCCGUGUCCGUCCUCGUACUUGA
Messenger RNA from Puccinia triticina, 495 nucleotides. RefSeq lists its product as uncharacterized. Lineage: Eukaryota; Fungi; Basidiomycota; Pucciniomycetes; Pucciniales; Pucciniaceae. The transcript is spliced from 3 exons. Bases 1 to 495 code for a protein of 164 amino acids. The record is from RefSeq and is a predicted model, not a curated record.